Molecule: messenger RNA, 3266 nt
Organism: Coregonus sp. 'balchen'
Lineage: Eukaryota; Metazoa; Chordata; Actinopteri; Salmoniformes; Salmonidae
Source: the annotation of a GenBank genome assembly
AUGCAUAUCGCUUUUGAGAAGUUACCAUUGAUGAAGGUGAGUGGUAUCCCAUGAAGAUAGCCUACCUGUAUCUCAGUUUAAGUGUGUAGGCCUAAGACUUAUACAUAUAUGAAUAGUUGUUUAAAGGUAAGUCGUUAUGAUAUUCGCAAAUUAAUGUUCUUAAUUUAAUUCGCAACGAAAACAAAUGUGUAACUUGAUAUUGGUGGGGUGGGGUGGGGUGGGGUGGGGGGAGUUCGAUAUUGUAUAACGUUCAUAAUAUUAAUUUAAUUUAGUAAAACAAAGUCAAUCACAUUAUCUUGGCUACAUGACUCCAUGUUUCGCUUUAGGUUUCCAUUUCUCCGGUGGGCGUCAGCAUCACUAGAAAAGGGAAGGCAAGGACUCUGGGUUUAGGAGUCAAUAUGAUACCCUUUGUGGCAUUGUGCAAAUAUUGUAAGUAUUUCCUUUUUCUUCAACACAUCUGACUUUAGCUUAGUUAUAAUGACAAAUUGACUUGUGGUCAAAGUUCAUAGCCUAUAUUUUUGUUUAUUUGAAGAAUUUGUAAAAAUGCAUUGUUUCAGGGAGUCCAGAAAUACAUUGAGCCUACUGUCAAAAUAACAAGUACUGCAUCACCUUAUGGGGCAAUGAAAAUACAAUAAAACAUUUGAUAAUCUAUGUCUAAUUGCAAAACAAUAACUUCUACUUUUGUGAAAACUUUUUGUUGAAUUCCAACAACUUAUUGGAAAGUAGAGAAGGAGAUGUUGUUCAGGAACAUUCUUAAAGUCAUUCUAGAUAUAGUUUUGUGAUUUUGGUGUGAAAACAAGAAUAGCCUCACAGACUGCAUGUCAUUAAUGUAUGUUGCAUCUACUUGAAUAAUAUAUCCCUCUGUAGCAUUUAAAAAAUAUAUAUUUUUACAUGAUUUUUAUAUUGUAAGCCUGCAGGCCUAUAAAACAUUUACUUUUGCUCUUUUCCAGUUCCUGUCGCUAUAGUUGUGAUCAUAGUUUUCAGUGUCAAUGGAUACAUUGAGGAUCCUCUUUUUGAGUGCCUGCAAGAUUCAGACUAUGCCGAACUCCUUGAAAUUGUGGACAGAGGUCUUCCCUUCACAAAGACACCUCAUCAUAUUGCCAUCAUCGGUGGUGGUAUUGCUGGACUGACUGCAGCAAAGUUUCUGGAGGACGCAGGGCACAAGGUACAGUAUCUUUCAUAACAUUUCCUGUGUCAAUGUCAACACAAUUAAUUACAUUGACAUGUGCUAAUUUACAUAUGAUUGACAUACUCAGAAAGGAAUUUAGUGUCAGUAUUGUAAUUAUCUGGUUAUGACUAAUAAUAGGCCUACAGUGCAAAAGGGGGAAACUGAUAUCUUUUGUUUUUUUGAACAAGGUGACUUUAAUAGAGGCGAGUGGUCGAAUUGGAGGACGGGUGGAGACCUACAGAAAUAGAAGAGAAGGAUGGUAUGCAGAGCUGGGUGCUAUGAGGAUCCCUAGCUUUCACAAGUGAGUAAGGCCUAUUGUCCUACCACAUGAAAUAGGUAGCUACCUCUUAUCCCCUAUCUUCAUAUGUUAUUGUUGAAAAGAGGUCAAGCAUCCUAUCUCAAAUUAAUCAUUAUUUGAUACUGAUGCAUAUCCUAUAGAGUUGCAUGAGAAUGAUAGCAAGUGUUUACUUUAACCAUCAAUACAAAGUUAACUAUGGCAUUUUUAAUUCAACAGAAUUCUUUUAUCAUUUACAUCAAAAAUGGGCCUUGGACUGAAUCAAUUUAUCCAGGAUGACAUCAACACAUAUUACCAUGUGAACGGGUUGCUGCAGAAAACAUAUAGAGUUAAAGAGAACCCAGACGUGCUGAACUAUCCCUUGACUGACAAGGAAAGGGGAAAAUCGGCUGGUCAGCUCUUCGACUUGGCCCUGUGGAAGGUGUGUGCAAAGGGAGGGGGGCUCCAAACACAGCAUUAGACUCCUGUGGUGGAACACUGUGUAAUGUUAAAUGUUAUAUACAUGUACAGUAUGUGUCACAUAACACAGUUAAAACAAAUAAGUUAUACAAAUGAUUUGUUGUAGAUAAGGGAUGAUUUGAAGACAGCUGGCUGCGAGGCCACGUUGAGAAAAUAUGACUCGUACUCAGUCAAGGUAAGAAAACACUUGGUUGCUUAUAGAUAACCAUCAGACAAGAUACGUGAUUAUUGUCAGAGGCUAAAUUGGUAUGCACUUUGCCACUUUCCUUACUAGAAAUGGGAAUGAAUAUGUUUUUAUAUAUCUUUAUUCAGCCAUUUUAAUGAUUGUUGUUUUCUGACAGGAGUAUCUAGUGAAGGAGGGGAACCUGAGUCGUGGUGCCCUGCGCAUGAUUGGAGAUAUCCUGAAUGAGAACAGCCUCUUCUACGCAUCACUUACUGAGAUGCUGUAUAUUCAGUCGGAUAUUAACGACAACACCGUGUAAGCACACCACUAUGCACAUAUAAUCAAAUUAGACACCCCGCCCUAUAUCUAGUGUUUGUUAGUAGUGUAUUAAAGUAGUGUAAUGUUCUCUGUUUUUCAGCUAUUACGAGAUCACUGAUGGGUUUGACCAUUUACCAAGGGCAUUUUACCAGGGCCUCAACUGCACCAUCCUUCUCAACUCCAAGGUCCGACUCAUCAGUCAAACCAGCAGCAACGUGACCGUAGCCUACCAGAACUGGCGCAAUCCAUCCUCCCUGACCAACCUCACAGUAGACUACGCCCUGGUGACAGCUACAGCGAAGGCCACCCUCUUCAUGGACUUCCAACCCCGGCUGUCACCCCAGAAGAUGGAGGCCCUGCGGUCCGUGCACUACGCCAGCUCCACCAAGGUGGUCCUCAGCUUCAGCGAGAGAUUCUGGGAAAAGGAGGGCAUCAAAGGGGGGAAGAGCAUCACGGAUCUCCCCUCUCGUUUCAUCUACUACCCUAGCCACAGCUUCCCAGGCACGGCUGGGGGGGCUCUCCUGGCGUCCUACACCUGUUCCGAUGACUCCACUCUGUUCCAGGGGGUGAGCGAGGAUGAGCUGAAGGCCUUGGUGCUGGAUGACCUGGUAAAGAUCCAUGGAGAGGCUAUACGUCCUCUCUGCACUGGGGGGUUGGUGAAGAAGUGGGGGCUGGAUCCCUUCAGUCUGGGGGCUUUUGCCAUUUACACCCCUUACCAGCAGACGGACUACGCCGCGGACCUGUUCAGGAAUGAGAGCAGGGUCCACUUUGCUGGGGAGCACACGGCCCUACCUCACGCUUGGAUCGAGACUGCCAUGAAAUCUGCACUAAGGGCUGCCAGGAACAUCAGUAACCUGGCAUGA